Messenger RNA from Sitophilus oryzae (rice weevil), 2618 nucleotides. Its product is annotated as potassium/sodium hyperpolarization-activated cyclic nucleotide-gated channel 2-like. The record is from RefSeq and is a predicted model, not a curated record. Lineage: Eukaryota; Metazoa; Arthropoda; Insecta; Coleoptera; Curculionidae. The transcript is spliced from 9 exons. Bases 204 to 1955 code for a protein of 583 amino acids.
UUUACAUAACAGCAAAGAAAUUAUUCAAAGUUUGACAACAAAGCGGGAAAUUGUUUUGGCGGAAAAAACCAAUUAUUUUGUCAAUUUUUGUUCUAUAAUUCUUGCUAUAAUUCUAUGUUUUUGUUGGUUUUUGUCGAUUCUAUUUCUAUGGUAAUUAAGGCAAGAGAGUAAAUGGAGAGUAAGGUGGCUUAAGUAAGAGAUUAAUGUCACAGAUUUUGUUUUCAGUUGUUUCCAGAAAAAUGUCUAGCUCGUCCAAGUCUGUAAACACACACAAUUGCGAGUUAAAGAUAGAGUUUUUUGGUUUGGCCAAACUACCGCCCAACGCUCCGUGGUAUAAGAUAUUCUUCAGGAAAAUAAGGAAAAAGUUAGCAUUAAACCCGAAUUCGCCUAGCGCGAAACGCUUUUUUCGCAACAAAUCGAUUAUGUUAUUGGAACAGAAACGACAUCUCCAUGGACCUGCGUAUAUUAUUCAUCCGUUCAGCACUUUUAACAAAAUCAGAGAAGCAAUGUUCUGUGUUAUAUGGAUAGUGGAAAUUAUUUUAUCACCGUUUUAUAUGAGUUUUAUACACGUUGCAGCGGAUAAUCUAGGUGUGCAAUUACAGGAAAGAGACGAGAUAUUCUUCAAAUUCUACAUUUAUAUACUGUCACCUCUCGAGGCGAUUCUUGCAUCUUUCUUUUUUAUAACUGGAUAUCCCAAUUAUAAGACGAAGGAAAUAGUCAUUGAUCCCACCAUGAUUCUAAAAAACUAUGUAGAAUUGUAUUAUGCGGUGGACUUUAUUAUGUGUAUGAAAUUCGGAGUAUACUGGGACGUGAUAAAGGCUAUGUAUGUUUUAAACAUGAUUUGCAUAUUGAGAAUAGCGACGGUUUUUACUUGUUUAAAAGAUAUCCUGACGAAUUUUAACAUACGUGAAGAAGUAUACGACUGCAUCAGGUUAUUGUUACUAACUGUAAUGAUUUUGAACGCUUGGACAUGCUUUUUCUUUUAUAUUCCUUGGGCAGCACAUGCUGAAGCGUUUCGUACGCGUUCAUGGGCAGGUAAAGCUGGUUUACAUCCUGUUGACGGUAAGACCAUUGGAUAUGCUUAUGCUGAAUGUUUUCUUGCCAUUGCAUGUCACUUUUUCGGUACCGGUGUAGGUUCACAUCCGAUUGAGAAAGAUAAUUAUUUAGAAAAGUUUUUAAUGGUUUGUGUUAUGAUAAAUGGUCGCAUAUGGACACUUUAUAUAAUAGCAUGUAUUUUGAAGUUGUUUAGUGUAGUUACUAUUUCGGAAAGUAAAUACGAAGAAUACUAUUUGCAGCUUGAAGUUUUCAUGAGACAGAAAAAGUUACCCGAGAUCUUGAGGAGUCGAUUAAUAGAAUAUUACAAAUAUACUUUUCAAAAUCAUUUUUUCAACGAGGAAGCCAUUUUUGCCACUUUGUCAGCAUACCUCAAGGAAGAGAUGCUGUUGUACGGUGCUCGCCGACUCAUAGCCAAAGUUGAACUGUUGAAAAUGCUGCCUAAAAGUACCGUCAAUACGAUCAUCACUAGUACUAGGAAAAUAGUGUUUUUAGCUAAUGACGUUCUUGCAAAAUCAGGAGAUAGGUGUGAACAAAUAUACUUUAUACAUACUGGAACAAUAGCCAUACAUACAGCUAGUGGUGCAGAAGUAGCUCAUCUAGAAGAUGGUGACCAAAUUGGGUUGGGCUGUAUAUUCUUCAAUCGGAAUCACUACAAAUAUAGCUAUACAGCUAUUGAAACUAGCGAGUUGUACGUUAUUAGCAGGAAGGAUUUUAAGACUCUUAUUCAAGAUAACAAAGAUGCAAUGAGAUACUAUUACAAGAAACUGAUGGAACUGGAGUCACAUUGGUCCGAAAAAGAAGUAUCUGUGGAUGUUGGUGGUUUGGACAUCCUAUCUCAUUUAAUGGCUGGCAAGAUUUUGGAACAACCUGUGAGAAGACCUGGUCACUUCGACAAUUGAUUGAUUGUUUUUUCUUUUAUUUGAAUUAGUUGACGUUUAAAGUGGAGAAAUAAAAAUGGUGUUAUUGUUGUUUAUAAUCAAAUAAAAUUUUACAUCUGAAAUAGUACACUAAUGGGCUACAAUAUGGUGUAUAUGUUACAGUAAAAGUUGGAAAUUAGUGAUUGUUAACAAUUACUAGUAAAAGCUCACAUUCACUGACUUGCUAGGGCUACGUCAGUAAAAGUUAACAGCUAUUUUUUAAACCAACUUUUACUAGUGAAUAGGGAGUUUUCGUUGCUUUAAAAAAAUUCAACGGAACGGUUAACGGAUACGUAACCAUAACCGCUAUUUUGACAGAUAAAAAAAAACAGUUUUCGGACUUUCGGUUUAUCGGUUCGGAGCCGACAUACGAUACGAUAACCGAAAACUGACAGAUUUUUUGUCACUUAUUUGAUUUUUGGUUUUUGUAUUGUUGUUUGAUUUGAAAGUGCUUUAUAUGACUUUAUUGGGUAUCGCUAUAUAGGAUGGACAAUUUAAUUUUAUUGGACUCUAGUGAUGAACCGGAUUUGAAGGAUGCUAUGUUGUUGGAAGGAUUUGAAAACAACAUCGAAUAUCGAGCAGAGUUUAACCUAGAAAUAUUAUCUGACCAAGAGUGCAAAGCUAAUUUCCGCUUUGAAAAAAAAA